Molecule: messenger RNA, 1824 nt
Organism: Tuber aestivum (summer truffle)
Lineage: Eukaryota; Fungi; Ascomycota; Pezizomycetes; Pezizales; Tuberaceae
Source: the annotation of a GenBank genome assembly
AUGUCUUCACCAACUACUUCUCAACCAGCGUUGGCUGAAACCUCUGCUAUGCCCAAAAGAUUACCCCCUUCCCCUGGCAUUUCUGCGGACGACCCGCUUGCUUCCCAUCUCUCAUCCCUCCUUCCUGCUAUCCUCUCCCUAAAACUCUACCACAUCUCCACUCCGCCUUCCCGCCAUUUCCCCCUCUUCAGCUCACCGCCGGGCCGAGAUCCGCACCGCACGACCCUCGAAUCGCACUUCCUUGUACUGUCCCACGAAAACGUCCUGGUCUUCGCGAUAGAGGUCCUAAUCUACACCAUCCCCAGGCAACACACCCGCACCUUCUUCGUCUCGAAAGCCGAUAGCAGCGGCUACCUUCCUUCAAAUGUCUCCUCGUUUACCACCGAAGCGGGGGAGCGAAAGUCUACCUUGCGUACCAUUUCGACGGCUUUCAUUAAAUACCUUUUCGACACCGCGAGGAGGGCGGAUCCGCACUUGACGGCUACGAUAUCCCUCUUUGCGAGGAGCCAGUCGCAAUACUUGUUUCCGAACUCGGCGGAGAAUGAUAGGAAGCAUGUUCUGACGGACCAAGGGUUGAUUGCCUGGUGGGGGAAGGUGCUUGAUCCUGUCUUACAGGAGUAUGCGUCGAGCGGCGGAAAGGGCUACUUGCUCGUUCCCGGAUUUGAUGCCGGACAGACUCGGUCCAUGAUCCCUGGUGUCGCUGACGGUGGGGUGAAGUGGACCAACGGACACCCGUUCAAGUUGAAUCUCGACAACGACGUUUCCGUUCGAGAGGUGAUACCUCACUUCCCGGAUGAUCCCAAGGCAAGGUAUUUGGAUGAGUUGAAUGGUGUGGCUGGAUCUAAGGAUUCUGGAAUUGGUGGAGGUGGGAAGGUUAAGGAGCGCGCGGCAGGUUGGAGAGACAUCAAAACUAUUGAGCAGUUCUGGGAGUUGAUGAGUUUUCGUCAGGAGUGCUCGCUUGGUCGGUGUGUCGGGUUCUUGUGGCUUGUCGUUGAGGGGAUCAAGAAGGAGCGGAGGAUGACUUGUGCUGGGCUGGGCGGGGAAGGAGUUCCGGAAGAUGAAGUUGUGCUUUCACCGACCUCCGCUACUGGCUUGACCUUCUCGGAGAACAUCCUCGGCAUGGCUGCUACCGCCAGCAGCGGCAGCAGUAGCAGCCAGGAGAUGUCACCAAUCGAGAGUAUUGGCCCCCUUGACUCCAUUACCACCUCACUGCCCCCACCAAUGGAUACACCGACCCCAGCGCCAACCCCUCCCUCCCAACCCUCCUCCCCACGAAAACGCCGCACUUCCUCUACCGCCUCCUUCCAAACUUCAAAAAAGAAGCUGCGAGCGUUAAGCUUUUCAUCCACUACUACCACUUCCACCGCUACACCACUUAUCCCUUCGCUCCUAACCCUCGAUGAAAAAGCGUACGCAAAGACUAUUGAUAGCUUGCUAAACCACUCUGAUUUCGGCGAUAUAGUGAGUGCAAAGAGGGGGAGUAGAAAGUGGAUUGAGAGUGUGCAGCCUGGCGCUGCGGAGAAGGGGGAUUGGGGAGUUGGUAUCGUCGGGCAGGUGAAGGCGAUAGAGAAUGCUAAGGAGGAGAAUGGGCAAGGGGCUGGGACCAGGAAUGUAGCGGUGAAUACACUCUCCGCGGGGCUGGUUAGGAGAAAAAGCAGCACACCGAGCAACGGCGUGAACCUCCUCGGCGCUGGACUAGUGAGGAAGAAGUCGAAAGUUGCGGAGGACGGGAAAUUACCGGGCGUGAGCGAGGAGCAGAAGCAGAAUGGCGUGAACAUGCUCCCGACAAAUCUUGUCCGGAAGAAGCCGAAGGUUGGUGAAUGA